CCCCAACAAGUCGACAACGGGUUGUCACAUCCGCCGUCAUGUCAAUUCUCCCUCUGUGCUUAUAGCAGCUGCGUGGUAGGCAGCCCGGAGGGGGUAGAGAGAGAGAGAGAGAGAGAGAGAGAGAGAGAGAGAGAGACAGAGACAGAGACAGAGAGACAGAGAGAGAGAGAAGGCAGCUUGACCAGUUGAAUUUCUGCCUGAGACACCACUGUUCAAAGGCCCAGGGAGCCCUGCUCUGGGGGCCUAUAGUUAAGCAGCAAAACAGAAGUCGGUCCGCUGUUGUUGAGGGGAAAUCCAGCUCCAAUCUCUCGCGUAAACCGAGGCUUGGCGACGCUUCGGAGAGGAAGGCGGCGGAGGAAGGGCGGGCCCUGCUUGGGCCGCGUGUCUGGAGGUGGAAAGGAGCGACGCCCGACGGGCAACUUUCGCUUCAGUCCCGCGCCGGGAGCAGCUGCAGCCGCUCCGCUCUCUGGCUCGUGGGCCAUGGCUCAGCCGGAGAAAGUACUGCAGGCCAAGAUAGUAAUGGCCGGGGACUCCUACGUGGGGAAAAGCUCGAUCCUGAGGCGAUACACCGAGCUCUGCCCAACCAAGCCGUCUCCGCCCCCUUCCUAUAUCACCACCGUCGGUGAGUAAUCGCUCUUCCGCCUGCAGCUGCCAUUCACUUGCCCGCCUCCUCCGCUUUCCUUUCUUAUCUGCUCCACGUACCAGUUCUGGCUGCUCCCCACCCGCUGCCUGUGGGUUCGAAAAUCAGUUUAUUCCCUCUUAUAAUAAGGCGCGCGCGCACACACAGUCGUCGCGUUGUAGUUUCAUCUAUAAUGUAGCGUGCAGUCUUCCAACUCACACAGAGUUCUGUCAGAAGCUUCCAAGUCUGCUUGAAGAUCUCUGUGAAGCUUGAAAACACUGCGUGGUAAAACUUCGCAGCUAUUAAUGCAAUUCUCAAACCUUUUAUUGGCAUCAUAUACAGACAUCCAUAGCAAAUCAAUACAGAAUUACCGCCUUCCCAGUGACACAAAACAUUUGUCAAAUGAAAGAGGUAAAGCAGUCUAACAUUACAUCUCUAGGUCUCCAGGGAGAUCAGACGUCUGCAAUGUGUUUCGAUGACAAAAAAAAACAGAUAAAGAUAUUUAGCCACUAACUUGGUGAGCUCCUGAUUAUUCCCCAAUAAUAGAAAAUGUAUGACCUCUAACUCUGGUUUCCAUUUGGGGAUGCAGAGUUGAUCUAGGAACUCCUGGCGGAGAUCAACAUAUAGUUUACAUUUAAGAACCAUAUGUGUAAGAGCUUCCACCUGAUGGUCUUCACAAUGGCAAAUUCUUUCUCCUUCCACCAUUCCCGAGAACCUUCCCCAUAGGAGGUUUGAAGGAUUUGAAUUAAACCUGGCCAGUGAAAAUGCCCUUCUUUCUUGAGGAUUAAGCAAAAAUUCAAGAUAAUGGUAGUUAAUUUCAUGUGCCCAAGAAAGUUGAAAGUUAAGAGGGGAACAUGUUUUCUCUGCUGCUGCUGUUCGUUCCUGGCGUUCAGUGUCCCACAACCUAGUUUUUAUUAUAGCCUUGGCAGAUGGUGGGGACAACGAUCGCAAAAAUCCCACUGACAGCCCAAGUUGCUGUACCUUUAUGUUAAACUGUUGUAGCCCUGGGGAAAGAAAGGGAUCUAGCAAAAUUUCACUAAGGAGAGGAUCUUUAUCUGUUGUGAGGCAGAUGUUUAACCAGCAUGUAAGAAAUCUCGCCCAGGCUACAGUCUCUACCUUGUGUUGACCUCCCUCUAGACACAAGGCUGCAUAGGGUACACAACAUGGGACAGCAAAAAUCUUAAAAAGGAAAGCUUCCUGCACUCGUUCUACCAGCUGGGUAAAUCCUGGCAGCCAGACUGGAAUUCCAUAGAGCAACUGAGCUAUAACUUUUGCGUUGAAGACCUUGAGGGCAGAGGGGAUAUGCGAAUUACCUUUUGUUAUAAAGAAACACAUUAUGGCCUGCCCAGACAUCUUACUGGCAUUCACCGCUGUUGCACGGUGCGAGGACCAUAGAAGCCUAUGAUGGAAUGUGAUUCCCAGGUAGUUGAAUUCGAAUACCUGCUGGAUGGGUUUUCCACCAAAUACCCAGCUAUAACUUUUGCGUGAAUUCCCAAAAAACAUCAUUUUGCUUUUAUCAAAGUUCAUACACAAUUUCAUUCUGGACAGAUAGUCAAUGCAGGAAUUUAACAAACGCCAAUUCUUGUCCAUGAAAGCAAAAUCAUAUCAUCUGCUUAUAGAAGGAUGGGAAUGCUUGAUGCAUUGAGUUUUGGGCUGUGGGCAUCCACCUGUUUUAGUAAAGAAGAUCUGUCAUGACAUUCCCUGGUGUUGUUCUUAUGUGACAGGUGUUCUUUAUGUAAAGCUUUUUGAUCAAGUAAAGUAAUCUAGGUUCUAGGCCCAUUGUCUCCAAUUUGGACCAUAACAGUCCCCUGUUGACAGGGUCAAAAGCAGCCUUGAUAUCAAGGAAGGCCACAUAAAGACAUUCCUUAUGAAGCCGCAUGUACUUAGCGGCUAAAUGAGAUAACACCAAACAGUUGCGUAAAGUAGAUUUCCCUGGCCUGAACCCUGCCUGCUCUGGACCUAUGAUGUUUUUCUCAUCAAGCCAAGUAGUUAGUUUAUUUAACAGAUGUUUAGCUUUACAAUUUCCAGAUGUUUGACAGUAGACUUAUUGGCCGAUAAUUGGAUGGCAGCUUUUUGUCACCCUAUUUAAAGAUUGGGAUAAUUAUAGAUUGCUGCCAUGAGUUAGGUAUGGUACCAGAUCUAUCUAUCAUAGUGAAUAGUUCCGCUAGUAUCGGAGCCCACCACUCUGGCUUGGCUUUGAUCAGUUCAGAUGGAAUAGCAUCAGGGCUAUUAGCAUUUACAGUGGCUUCUCAAGUUUGGGUCUGGCACCCACGAACCCUCCUCAAAACCCACCUUUUCUGUGAAGCCCUUGACACAACCAAUGAGCGUAGCCGGGGGGGGGCAGGGGGCAGCUGCCCCUCCCCCAUCAAGAAAAACACAUCACUAACUGAUGUUCUGCCACUCCCCAACAAAAGCUUGCCCCCCUAACAAAGAUCCUGGCUAUUCCCAUGAGCACAACCCCCAUACACAUAGCUACUGUAAGCGUGUGUAACAGGCUUCAUUCAACACACUGGCAGUUACUUCCAAGUAAAUGCAUGCAGAAUCAUACUGUGAAGCAAUCAAGUAUUUCCCCUAUUUAACUUUGCUUUCCUGGGUUUCCUGUUUCAGUUUUAAUAGUCAGGGCCAUUUAGAGAAGUGUAACUACUUUGCAGAUUGCACCUGGAAACUAGACUCAGUGGAAGUGUGCCUGUGAGUGUGUGUGUGUGUUUUAAACAUUGUAGGAAGUUAUAAUGUACAGUGGUGCCCCGCAAGACGAAUGCCUCGCAAGACGGAAAACCCGCUAGACGAAAGGGUUUUCCGUUUUGGAAGUGCUUCGCAAAGCGAAUUUCCUAUGUGCUUGCUUCGCAAGACGAAAAUGUCUUGCGAGUUCCUGCAGGUUUUUUUUCCUUUUCCCCCCUUUUUCCCAAGCCGCUAAACCGCUUAUCAGCUGAUGGCUAAGCCGCUUAUCAGCUGAUCUUUAAGCCGCUUAACAGCUGAUGGCUAAGCCGCUUAUCAGCUGAUCUUUAAGCCGCUUAACAGCUGAUGCUAAGCCGCUUAUCAGCUGAUCUUUAAGCCGCUUAACAGCUGAUGCUAAGCCGCUUAUCAGCUGAUCGUUAAGCCGCUUAUCAGCUGAUCUUUAAGCCGGCUAAGCCGCUAAUACUGUAGCGCUAAGCCGCUAAACCUCUAAUGGGCUUGCUUCGCAAGACGAAAGAACCCGCAAGACGAAGAGACUCGCGGAACGGAUUCUUUUCGUCUUGCGAGGCACCACUGUAAGUAGUUUAGCAUUACAUGCCACUACUUUUGUGCACUAAUAAUCCACAUUAUGUAUUGUAUAGCAACAGAGGACACACUUCAUGGAUUAAAAGUACAUGAGGUGUACAUUGUCGCACUGGAAUCUGCUAUAUGCAUGUAUUCCACAUGAACAUGUGAUUGCAAGCUUCCUGAAUAUUCAAGUGUAUAAGUUAAAGGGACCCCUGACCAUUAGGUCCAGUCGUGGACGACUCUGGGGUUGCUGCACUCAUCUCGCUUUAUUGGCCGAGGGAGCCGGCAUACAGCUUCUGGGUCAUGUGGCCAGCAUGACUAAGCCAUUUCUGGCGAAGCAGAGCAGCGCACGGAAACUCUGUUUACCUUCCCACCCGAGCGGUACCUAUUUAUCUACUUGCACUUUGACAUGCUUUUGAACUUCUAGGUUGGCAGGAGCAGGGACUGAGCAACAGAAGCUCACCCCCUCGCGGGGAUUUGAACUGCCGACCUUCUGAUCGGCAAGACCUAGGCUCUGUGGUUUAAACCACAGCACCAACCGCGUUCCAUUCAGGUGUACAGUACAUGUGAAAUAGUGCUUUUGGAGUAACAUGCCAACAAACAAGCACAAAAAGUCCUCAUGCAGUAAUGCCCUAAUACGGUCACACCAAAUGCUAUUUAUGUAAAGUACACACCAUCACUAAUUCAAGUGCUGUGAAAUAGUGAUGGUGUGUACGUUACAUAAAUAACAUUUGACAUGACCCGUAUUAGGGCACUACUGCAUGAGGACUUUUUAUGCUUGCUUGUUGGCAUGUUAGUCCAAAAGCAGAAUUGUGGAAAGCUGUACUUGCAAAUAACGGUGUGUUGUGGUACAGGGAUAUCUGCACCUACAUUGUUUCUUCUGUGUGUAGUUUGGCCACCCUGUGGAUAGCCUGAGAUUAUUAUCAUUCUCUACGUGAAUAGGUGGAAGGAGCCAUUGAUCAUGGGUGCUCUGUAACCUGUGGGGAUCAAAGGUACUGAAUGAAUUAUUUUAAAAUCCACAAAGAAAACUAGCUAACCUCAGGUUCUAUUUCGCUAAGAUAUACUGAGGUUGCAAUGUUUAGCCAUAAUGUUCAUUACAUAAGGAGUGCAGCUGGUUGGUAGAACAUCUUCAUUUGAACCAGAAGGUCCAUGGUUCAAUUCCUGGCAUAUCUAGGUAGAGCUAGGAGAGACUCCUGUCUGAAAUCCUGGAGACCCUCUGCCAGUCAGCAUAGGUAGACCAAGGGUAGUCAACAGGGUGCCCUUCAAAUGCUGCUAGACUGCCGCUCCCAUCAGUCUUGAGCAUUAGUCAAGCUGGCUGGGGCUGAUGGAAGACCAACAACAUCUGGAAGGUGCCAUACCUGUAGAAAAAAUACUAAGCUAGAUGAACCAAUGGUCUGACUCUGUAUAAGGCAGCCUACUAUGUUCUUCCUGGCUUCUUGCAUGAUUAGUGAACUUCUGCAGAGGGAACUUUUGUGUUUUCAGUGGAAGCUCCUUACACAUUUGACAGUGCUGAUCUCCUGUGCAGCCCCAACUGUACUGUGUUGCUUCUUACAACUACAGUGCCCGAAGAGGACUUAAUUCCAUAGACAUUUGCUCAAUUAAUCCUUUCAACUCUCAUGUCCAGCUUUGAUGUCUAUGGCCAUUUCAUUGCCCAGGAGAAUCAAAAUCAGAUUAAACCAAGGACUGUAAUGCUUGCACUUUGUGUCUGUGAUUAAUUUGGGGGAUUAUUAUUGUGAUUGGCACAUACAAAAAAAAAUGUGUGUGCGUGUUCAGCUAUUUGAAUUAUUUUUAAAAGGACUGGUUACAGUGGAAGAUUCCCAGGGCUUAUCAUCUUCCCUUAAGCCUUUCUGUGAGGAUGACCUCAGACAGCCAAUCCCAUUUGGUUGGUGAAGAAAUCUCUUUGAAAGGAGGGAAGCAACAUUACCCAUUGCACGUUGCAUCCUGUUGUUCUACUUCUAAUAGUAGAAACAUUUAUUUAUGUUCCUUUUAGAAAUGUUGUGGGCAACAACUUGUAAUACACAGUGUGCUGGGAAAACAUGUUCCUCAUGCCAAUGUCCAUUGCUGCCCUUGCUGUUCAUGUUUUGUUUUCUCUCAGCAGUCUGGGGCCUUCAAAUCACAAGGAGUGUUUCCCUUCCUUCAGGUGUGAUCUUCUUAAUAUACUGUUUAUACAUCUUGUUUAUUAAUAAUAAUUCACUGCCAUCAGUGUAAUGGCAUUUUGCAGAUUUCCAUAAGCAAAGUCCCUUCCCCCAAGGACCCUACUGUCUAAAUUUUGAUAGCAACAACUGAGAAAGGGAAAACAAAGAGUAAUAAUGGAUGUAUGUGAACAAAUGCUUUUAAGCAUGGUUACAACUGAGCAUGGCUAAGUAUUUACUGUUACAGCCAUAAUGUAUAUUUUAAUAGACUCAGAUAAGUGUAGUAUUGUAGAGUUGGAAGAGAUCCACAAGGGUCAUCUAGUCCAACCCCCUGCAAUGCAGGAAUCACAGCUAAGAUUGAUGGUGGUUUUAGCUAAGGGCUACAAUCCAACAGGUUUGGUGAUACUUAAGAUUAUUGAAUUAACUAAAUUAAGUUCAGCUGAUUCUGUCCUGGGUUGUGGUCAUGACUUUUAAAAAAAGUAAAUGUGUUUUUCAUAUUGGGAAUCACUCUCAUUCCCCUCUUAUUUUUAAGUGGCAUAUGAAUAUGUAAAUGCAACAGGUACCGGGUAUUUACAUUAAAAUUAUACCAAAAAAUCCUCUUGUAUACUGAGUAGUACUUUGGGCAUCCUAGAGUCCCACUGAUUUCCAUUUGAUUUGUCAAACUGAAUAAAAAUGUCAGAAUCUUUAUGAGAGGUAGAUGAGUUAAAGCUAGAUUCCGUCAAUCUAGUGUAAAUAUGCUAACGAAGCUCUGCUCUUUAUAGUCAACCCCAUCUGGAAGUUUACAGUUUAAAGCAGCUGCCAUCAGACCAUUGAUUCUGAGAAGGAAAGUGUCCUCUUCCUCUGGGAGCAAGGGAAGAACGAAUAGGCCCAUCCUCUGUGAAAAAGAGUAAUCAGAAAGAAUUGGCAGUCAGUUCUGUGAUGGGAGAAAGAACAGGACAUGUAUUGAAACCAGACUGUGCCACUGUAAUGCUAUUAAACAACUCUGUGUAACCACAGUGAAGAAACGCAGAAGCAAAUGGUGUUCUAAUUCAUAAUGGAGAAUGAAAUGGGUUUUUUGCUGUGUGGACUGAGAUAGUCUUCUCAUGCAUGAAUACGUGCUGGGUUCAGAAUGGGAGGAACUACAACUCGGCUGAGUCAGAGGAAAUGACUGGUCAUUUCACACAGGCAACUUUGGGUCUUUGUUUUUCAGCCGGGUGGUUUUUCACCACUAUCCAGAUGAUUGGAUAAUAGAAUUGUAGAGUUGGAAGGGACCACAAGGGUCAUUUAGUCCAACACCCAGCAAUGCUGGAAUAUUUUGCCCAAUGUGGGGCUCAAACACACGACCCUGAGAUUAAGAGCCUCAUCCUCUAUCAGCCGAGCUGUCAACUGAAGCAUUUGUCUCAAGUACAGAUCACAAAUUCUACAUGCCGCUGCUUGACCCAUAUUAGGAAGGUUUGCAGCAAUAGACAAAACGGCGGUUUGUAUGCAAAGUUUGCUGUUCAAACAAUCCUUUCGCUAUGAGCACAGUGCAAUCUGGCAUGUAGAAUCGUCAUGCAAAUUGACCAACUGGGUUGAUUUGUAUAUCUUCUUAUGAGAUUUUGACCAGCUUCGGCCCAUCUGAAGCUGAUACAGGCUCGUCUUAUCUUGAGCCCAAGCAGAGUAGUCCACACAGCAGAAGGAUAAGCAGUAUGUGCUACAUUCUUUAACUUUAUUUACAAGCUAUGCUGAGAGCAUACAAACAUGCAUCUUGCCUCUGUGAGAGCAGAGAAGCAACCGUCUCUCUAACAAAGAAACCGAGAGAACAGUGAAAAACAGGAAACCAGUGUACGUCACAUCCAGUCUCCCAUUCCCGUGGGAAUCCAACAGUAACUUGGACUGUGGAAUGCAAAACAAUGUCUUGUGACUGCAGUUGCUGCUCAGUGAGGGAAAUAGAAACCAACAGAAUUCACAUUCCGUUUGUGCCAUUUUCUUGGGGGACCAGAUUGGAUAUUAGGGGUUCCUUAUAGAUACCAAGAAGCAGUAUCUAAUUCUCCCUCCAUGUGCACAGAUCCUGAUUUACCACACCAUAUCAACAUUCUGUUAAUUUUAGGAUUAUUAAUAGGAGAGUAACAGAAACAUCAAUGUUUCAGUUGAAGAUACUGCAAUUGAAGGUGGCAGGGGGUUUUUUUAGCUCCUGAUUUAUGGGCCUUCCUGAUAUCUUUGCCCAAUCAAUGUUCCUCAGAAACUGUUGGUUUUGAGAAAGACAGUUUUAAUGUAAUGGGAAAAUAAUAAAUUGGGGGGGGGGGGAGAGGGAAUAUAUGUUGAGAACUGUGAAACUUCAGCAGAAGAUGAACAAUCAAUUAGAGAACAAUUCUAGAAAAGGUUGCCAGAUUGCAUUACAUUUCUCAAAUUUAUCCUUCCUGUAAUACAUGAUUCAUUCUUUAAUGUACAGGUCUAAAAGGUCUUCAACCCAAUUUUCAGUUUGAAGUGCAGAACAUGAUUUCUAGAACUAUAAAACAAUACUCCUGCAGCAAAGUGAUGCUAUGGGUGUUCUAAAAGGUGAUUAAAUGAGAAUUCCAUCUUUAGGAAGAAAACUAAAUUAUAUCUGGUCAUGAAAUAUUUUCAAGAAGACUUGAUAACAUAUGUCAUGGGCUGGCUAGACACAGAGGAAUGGUGGGAGAGACCAGCUGGGGAACCCCCAAGCGAAGAAGGCUCAGAGCCCAGGGAUUGGUGGUGGGGUGACACAGAGUGGUCAGAGGGAGAAGAGGGAGCAGACUGGGAGGAGGAUAUGUUGGAAGCUGAAGAGGUAACAGGGUUUAGUGAGCAGGGAGACUCUACGGCACAGAAAAGUACAGAAUUGGAGUCAGAAGCUAAAGCAAGAGAGGAGGGAGGCCAAGAGGCAGAGAUGAGUCAGGCUGGUGAAGAAGCCAGGGAGUUUCUCCCUCCUGCUGCGACACAUUACAUUGCAUUUCUUUAUACAGUGGUACCUCGGGUUAAGAACUUAAUUUGUUCUGGAGGUCUGUUCUUAACCUGAAACUGUUCUUAACCUGAAGUACUACUUUAGCUAAUGGGGCCUCCCGUGCCGCUGCUGUGCGAUUUCUGUUCUCAUCCUGAAGCAAAAUUCUUAACCCGAGGUACUAUUUCAGGGUUAGUGGAGACUGUAACCUGAAGCGUCUGUAACCCGAGGUACCACUGCAUGAGCAAAAUAUAGUCUUGGCCACAGCAACACUAGUCAUCUCAUGGGGAAAAUGUGAAGUUUCAGAGAGCAUUAAUGUUUCUGUAGCUGAAAUCCGUGGAUUUUGGUUCCCAUGUUACACUAGUCACACAAGUAAACAAUAUAAAAAGGGAAAGAGGCAAAUUAAGCAGGAUGAUGAAAAGUACCUUUUAAAUCAGGAGUGGAGAACCUGUGGCCCUCUGGGUGUUGGACUACAACUCCCAUCAGCCAGCAUGGCCAAUGAUUAUGGAUGAUGGGAGUUGUAGUCCAACAACAUCCUGAAGGCCAGAGGUUUCUUAUCCUUGUUUUAAAUCUACAGCAAAAAAAGGUCAGAAUAUACUACUGAAGGAAUUCUCGUAAAACCAAAUAUCUGUCAUAUUUAUCUAUAGCAAAUUUCACAUUACCAAGAUGAGUACCAAUAACAUAGUUUUGCUCCACAUUAAUACUAGUGAAAUGCCAAUUUGGAUGGGUAAGUGGAGGAGCAUCUGUAAAUCACAGGACCACUGCAAGGGCAGUGCCACCCCCAAAGGGAGGCAGUGCCAGUCCUAAAGGUCCGUGAUAGCUGAGCACCUGUUGAUGCUUCUUUCUUUCUCUGCUCAGGCUGCUUUUACUUGUGAAGCACCAUAGAUGCCCUGCUGCUCUUGACAUGCUGUGGUGGAAGCUGCUCUGCUGGAUUCUUAUGGAGAAAGAAAAAUAUAUCCACCCAUGCAGUCCAACCAGGGAAUGGGGGCUCAGUCCCACCUAGGUCAUUCUGAGUGGCGGAGACUAUCACCUUCUGUCAGCAUGGCUACUAGAAUAACAAGCCAGGGGAAGGAUGGACCUGGAAUUGAGCAAGAGGUGGAAGUAUUCCUGCAGGAGCCUUCCCCAACCUGGUGCCCUCUAGAUAUUUCGGAAUACAGCUCCCAUCAGCCCCAGCCAGCACAGUUGUGGCAGGGGAAGGCUAUCCUAGACUACUGGGUCGAUUCCACCCCUCUGCUUUGCAUGGCUCCAUUCUUCUCAUUUGCCCAGUCCUACCCUUUUUCCAGGUUUUGCUGGAGCGUGGCCAAGAGAUUGUUUCUAAGAAACUGUAUAAUAAAUAUAAUAAAAUGAGUUCAUUUGGAUUUGAAAUGAAGGGGCACAAACAAGCAGCAUUUUCAUUAAACAGGACUGGAACGGUUAUAACCAAGAAAGCAUUUCAAUGUUAUAGUAGAUAAAAAUCAGAAUAUUUCGUACUCUAAAGUAAUCAUACUGGCAAUAUCAUCCAGAGCUAAUUCUUUAAGGUUUUAGAUACAGCAGCUUUGUGCAUGCCUUGGACUGAGCAAGGCUUUUCAGCUAGGCUUGAUGUUUAAAAGCCCUAUUAUGUGACUAGCUUUAAAAUCCUCUUUUGCAAAUUGUUUUCCAGCUAAGGCACAGCUAAGACUGGGUGUGCGCGGGUGAAAAUCUGCAGAUUGCUUGUGCAUUGCCGUGUAGCCAAUGUAAAAGCAAUCUGCAUCACGUACAUCUGUUGUAUGUCAGUUACAUAGCAAUGCACAACCAAACUGCAGAAUCUACACUAUAGACUGGAACACUUGCUGAUGUGAUUGCUGUGCUCACAUCAGCAUGGUGUCAGGAUCAGUGUUAGUGCAGGGUCGUCCCAUGUGAUGUUAUCUGUGAUUUUAAAAGUAUAAUGCACUUGCUGAAUUUUCACACCCCUCCCCUUUCUGCCAGGAAGGGGAGAGUGACAGAGUUUUUUGAAAUUGGUUGGAACCCAAGCUGUGAUUCCUUUAUUGAGGAAGCAUUGUUGAAUCUAUGGCUAGUGCAUUUAAUUCCCUAUCUCCAUAUGGAUAGAAGUAAUGGCCACAACUUCUUGUAGCCUUAGCUGGCUAUUGCAUUUUGCUUGCUGGGAAAUACUGGGUAUAGCUAUAGCGGCUGCCAGUUGCCACUGCCAGUUGCCGAAUGCGAUUGCUACCUCCCCCAGAUGAACAGGCAAGAGUCAAAAUAUAUCUAUACUAGGAGAAUUUCAAGACUGAAGAGGAAUUCUGUGCACCUAGUUGGUAUACUCUGAUUUCCUCUAGGCAUAAAUCUUACAGUAUCUUGCAGACAAAUGGGGCAUGUUGCAAUUGUGCAACCUUUGUGAAUACAACCAAUAUUCAUAACAAGAGCUCAGUUCCAACUCAAAAGGUGUAUCUUUGGAAGAAGGCAGAUCAGUUCUCUAAAGAGCACAUAUUUCCAGUUCUUUCCACUCCCAGUUCCUAUUCCCAUGUCCCAGUGUGUUGUUGGGAAGUCGUUGAUCUGGGUGAAAUAAGAAUCCCCUCUCUUUUGCCCUGGUGCAAAGGACUACAGAGUGAUGAAGAUACAAUAUGGUAAAAUGUCAUUUCUCAGUACUUACAAUGUUUUUUCCCCUCAUAGUUUGGGCAUUUCAAGUCCUGCUCACAACCCCAGAAUUAUAGUUGCAAGUUGGUAGUUUGCUGGCGUUAUUGGGAGGGUUGCAACUGUGGAUAGUAGCUUUUAGUUGUUCAAGAUUUGCUUUUCUUAAAAAAUAAAAAAAAAUGCAUUCACAGUAAAUUUUCAUUGAAAGCACUUUAUUCAGCACUUAAACUCUCAGGGAUGGUUGCCCUUCUUCCUCUUCAAUUAUGCAGUUUUUGUGAAUUAUAAGCAGCUAUAGUUUUCUAAUUAAACUUAUACGGAUCAUAAGGCAGACUCAUCACAUUGAGAAUAGCAGACUAUAAAGAAUAACUGUUUUUGUUUAAACAAUGGCACCUCAUUGAACACCAGGGGAAAAGUUUAUGGGGGGGAAAAGAUUUGCAUGUCCAAGUGAACAUGGAGAUGCCUAACCAAAUAAGUUUUGAAAUAGUUCCAUGACAUAUUUCCUUGUAGUGGAUUUCAUUGUAGUGCUUUUAGAUACUGUGUACAAGUUACUCACAGAGAUCACAGAGUGCUUCGGAAGCAAAACUUAACUUUUAAAGUGGUGGGAACAGAUCCUAAAGAAAACUCCUUAUGACUUGACUGUCAAAGUAAAAGUAAGACUCUUUUCUCUUUUUUUAACCUCUUGCUAAAAUAUAAAAAUGUUCAAAUAAAUAUUGUUCAUUUCACUUCACCAUAGGAUUCAAAGUAGCUUUACUUCAACUUGUUUUCUGCUUCAUAUGUCUUAAUUAAGGACUAAAGGGAAUAUUCUUUCCAUUUGCAUGGCUGCAAAAUGUUUAACUGGUUUUGUUUUUCUACAGUUGUCAGAUGAUUUCACCUUUUCUCUUUCUUUUUUGUAUCCAAAUGAGUCCUUUCUUAAGAUUGACAUGGGUUUGAUAAACAAUCUGUACCUAUCAGUGUAGCCAAUAGCUUACCACUGAGAAACUGCAAAACUACACAUUGUACAGUGGUACCUCGGGUUACAGACGCUUCAGGUUACAGACUCUGCUAACCCAGAAAUAGUACCUCGGGCUAAGAACUUUGCUUCAGGAUGAGAACAGAAAUCGUGCUCCAGCAGCGCGGCAGCAGCAGGAGGCUCCAUUAGCUAAAGUGGUACCUCAGGUUAAGAAUAGUUUCAGGAUAAGAAUGGACCUCCAGAACGAAUUAAGUCCUUAACCCGAGGUACCACUCUAUUGCUAUGUGCAUGUUGCUUAUUGAUUUUAGAGUUAAAAUCCCAAGGUCUUAUUCAGUGUCCGUUAGCCCUCAGCUGCCUAGUCUUUGUGUAAAACAUGAAGAGGAGGAUGUGUGUGUCUCCAAGUAGGGCUCCCAGAUUCCAGGACUUCCAUGCAUCACCAGCAUUCUGUUUCUACUGAAAGCCUGGUUGGUGGAUCUCAGCACAUUGAGAGUGCCAUCUGGGCUCAGUACCAGGUGACUGAGUGCUCAGCUGAUUUCAAGGGCAAAUCAGUGCCCACUCGGAUCAAGGAAACCCUUUCCUCAAGGCUUGCUCCUCAGUACGUCUCACUGAGGACAUGGCCUUGGUUUCUGCUCUCUUUCCACAAUUGUUCCAUUGGAUUUGAUCCCUGCCUCAACUAUAUACACUUGCCUUUGGCCCUCUCAGCUCCUGCUGGGCACCUUGACUCCUGGCUGAUUUGGAACAGUCACCUGAUUCUGGCUCAAGUAGAUUGACAGCCAGCUCACCCAUCCACCUCAUUCAUGGAGCCUGACAACCUGCAGCCCAGCCCAUUCAGUGGUCUGUCACUUAAGAUUUGUAAGCUCUCUGCAGACAGAGAUGUUCUGACACCCUCCAGCACUUCAUUUCUUUUGUGCUACCAGAAUAUAUCAACCGGUGGGAUCAAGCAAGAGACUUCUGCAUUCCCUUCUUCAGCUUUUGACCUCUGUCUGUCUUAUUUGAGGAAGUUCCAGUGUUACUCAAGAAAGUUGUUUUUUCCUCCCUUUCUUCAAUCUGUAAGACAGAUUUGUUGUAGGCUCACUUAUACCGAACAGAUAGCACAACCUGAAAAUUCUGACUUCCACAGAAACCUUUAGUGUACUCAGUACCCACUUCAGCUGAGAACCAAUUGCAUCAACAGUGUGUUCAUGAUACAAUGAAUGAUUAUAAAAUCCUGAAAUGAUUUAUUAGAAUUGGGUUUGGAUUGCUGUGUCCCAUGCUUGUGAUACUUUGAAGAAGCUAGGAUGAAAAUGCAGGCAAAAACAAUAUGAUCAAACAGCAUUUGUCUGGCUAGUAAUUAAGCCUACUUUUGUUAUCAUGGUCAUAUAAUACUAUGGCUUAAUUUUAUCAGCAGUGCGGUGGGCUUUGGCCCUGCAUUUCUCAUCCCCCUCCCUACAGCCUUGUCCAUUUGUGAAAUUUGUUUGAAAUUUUAUAUAAAGCUAUGAAUAACUCAUGCAUGCAAUACUUAUUGACUUCUGUUUUUCACUAACAUUCAUUGACCUUUUAGGUCAAUAAAUGUAAAGUUGAUUUAAGAAGUCAAUAUGCCUUAUUUUAAUUUAGAUUAAAUUUUCAUCUGAUUCAGCACUCUCUAGUUCUCUUUUUAUAAAUAAAAUGCUCAUGUCAAUUUAUUAUUAAAAUUUAUGUCAAAUAUAAAAUGUUUUCAUGUAGGACUGGAAGUCCCCAGCUGAGUUAUUAUUUUUAAGCAUUUCCAGCUCAGUGUUUUGAAAGUGACCUUCCUGUGCUCGACUGCAUAUCAUGCCCCUUUCCAGUGCCUUUCCAGUUAUUGUACAGAAGGUAUACAGACAUAAAAUUGUAUUGCAAGCUCUAUGUGAAAAGAGAAAUUUCCCUCUCUUAAAUGUUGUUUAUAGAUGUGGGCAUAUAAGUGAAUUUGGCUAAAGUAAUGAUCCUUCUAGAUUUUCAUUUUACGAAAUAAAUCCAAUAAAUUAGGUUUCUUACACUUCUUUUACACUGAAGCUUUAGUAAGAUUUCAUCAACCCUUAGGCUUGAACUAAAUAAUACUUAAAAAAAAGAAAGAAUACAGAACAAUCUUUUAAAUUCUGCAGCAGUUUGCUUCAGAUGGUUGCAAAGUCUCUUCUAUAUAGGGAGAGGUAAGAGUUCUUUCUAAACUAAUAAGGAAGCACAGCUAUGGGAAUUUCCCUUUUACUGAGUACUUUGGUGAGAUUCCGAACUGUUAUAUAGAUGAUGGAUUUUUUUUACACCCUUUGACACUUCUAUUAUUCCUUUGAUUUGUUCUCCUUUCAUAUUUAUAGAUACAAUAAUAGUUCCCCCCUUGUUUCUUUUAGGCAUUGAUUUCGAAGUAAAAACCAUUUCAGUAAAUGAUACAGCAAUGAAACUACAGAUAUGGUGAGUUUUUAUUUAUUUAGAAAAAUGUACAGAUCGUUCAUUCAAAAAAAAAAUCUCUAAGUGGUGUACAUAAUAAAUAACUGAUAAAUUCCAAACUUUAGAAUAAUUAGUAUAUCAAAAUUAGUAAUCUGCUCUUGGUAUUCUAAGAUGUGUAUUCAUAUUUUUUUCCAGUACAAGUAGUUUUCUUCUUUGGUUUCAGUAACAAAAACAGAGUUUAUAUUUUAUUACUUUCAAACCCAUUCAAUGGGAAAAAUACUUGGGAGCCUUUCUGUUGCUUUACUAUAACUCCCAUCUUCCCUGUUCAUUGGCUAUGCUGGCUGAGGAUGAUGGCAUUUGAACAUAUGAGAGACCACAAGUUUACCAUCCCUGCUAUAGGAAGAAAUGUGUGUGAAUGGAUCUUGGCCAUGCAGCUGCUUGGGUUCAUGUUGUAAAGGUUUGCUAACUACUCUACUCAUAGAACCCAAUAUAAUAAAAGACCAGACAAUGUUUUUGCUGUUGUCAAUCUACUGACACUCUGUGUGUGAGAGAGGGAGGGAGGUGUAGGCUGUGAGAUUGGGCAGCCUUUGAAUGCACACCCUUUGUUAAUUCUGAGAGAUUCCUGACAUCCCAAUUUUACAAAUCCACCUAGCAGCAACUGGCAGACAGAGUAGUUUGUGCUAAUGUGGUUAUAAGCAAAGCAGGUGGUGGAAAAGGUUUUCUUGCAAUACUGCCUGUUUGCAACAUUGUGUAUAACUAAGAAAACCAGUUACAUCUUGUUUCCUGUAUGAUUUUGCCAAUGUAACUGAGUCACACAUAGCUGGGCAAACCUCAACUAAUCUGAUCCUAGUACAGUACAGUCGUACCUUGGAAGUUGAACAGAAUCUGUUCCCGAAGUCCAUUCAACUUCCAAAACCAAAUCGUGGCUUCUGAUUGGCUGCAGGAAGCUCCCGCAGCCAAUCAGAAGCCGUGGAAGCCCUGUUGAACGUUCAGCUUCCAAAAGAAUGUUCGCAAAUCUGAACAAUCACUUCCGGGUUUUCGGGAUCCAAGGUACGACUGUAUAUUUUUUCAAGAAAUGUGUUUGGUGCUAUAGAACUCGUAACUCCACAGCCUAUUUGAGACCACUGUAAAAUGUAGAAAACAGAAUAAUAGAAUUGUAGAGGAAUCUCAACUAAAGCAUCCAUGACAGAUGGCCACCCAACCUCUGCUUAAAAACCUCCAAGGAAGAAUAGUCCAUCACUCCUGGAGGGAGGCCAUUCCACUGUCAAACAGCUCUUUAACUGUUCUUCCUGAUGUUUAGUUGGAAUCUCCUUUCUUGUAACUUGAAUCCAUUGGAUUGAGUCCUACCUUCUGGAGCAGGAGAAAACAAGCUUGCUCCAUCUUCCAUGUGACAGCUUUUAAAUAUUUGAAGAUCACCCUUAUAACUGGCUCCAUGCAGCAUCCUAAGCUGAUGAUGGUGGUAAAACACAACACUAUCAUCAGGUAGUGCAGCCAUUUUGUGCCUAAUCAUAUGUAUAUUUUUGGUGCAUUAUUAACUCAGUCCAACUGUUCCAUUCAUUCACAAGUACAACACUGAGAUUUAAAGCCAGGGUUAUUUGCAUCCAUAGUAUUUUGAAUAAAAUCUGAUUUGGAGAGAAUCUUUACUGCAGAAGUACUCAACUGGUAUGCCAACUGGGUUUUUAUUUGUAUGCGCAGCUUCUGUUUUUUUCUGUUUACAGAAGGCUGCAAUUAAUGAUUUAGGACUGUUUGUUCACAGUCUUACAAUGUAAGCAGUACCAAAUGAUUCCUUACAAUGUAUUAUAGGGACACUGCCGGUCAGGAGCGAUUCCAUACAUUUACAACUAGUUUCUUCCGUGGAGCACAUGGAUUCGUUCUUGUCUAUGAUAUCACAAGUACAGAAAGCUUUCAAGGAAUUGCACACUGGAUGAAAGAUAUAAAUGAGGUACGUUUAUACCAUUCUGUCUUUGCUCUCAAAAUACAAUAAUCUUUGACAGGUUCAUAGAAGCUAGGGACAGACACUCAAAUGCACCCAGAACAGAGUGCCCCCCCUUUUUUUACUGCUGCUAUUUAGAUGAGGAAUCCACUUUAUAUCCCAUGAUCUAUCACUGUUUCUGUCUUCCUGUUUUCUUGUGUAAAGGGUUGCAUCUUGGUAAAGAGAGGUAAGUAUCCGCAUGAUUUGUCUGGACCACAGUCUUGCUCUCUAUUCUCUUGGUUCACAACUCCUCCAUUCCACCUGUGCAUUUACUCACUUAGACAUCUUGCUCAUUUCAUCUGCCAGUGUGUUAAAAUCCUGGACACAUCAUCAUGUUGUUACCCAACUAUUUCCCAAUGUUGCGCCAAAUUUCUGUUUUUGCUUUUGAACAUGGGGUGGUAGAGGUGGUGACAAAGGACAUGCAUAUGUCCCACAAACACGUUAACAUUGAUUGGGAUGGGUUUGAGCACAUGGGUGAAGUGAUGGGUGAACUACAGAUAUAAUAAUAAUAAUAAUAAUAAUAAUAAUAAUAAUAAUAAUAAUUUUUAUUUAUACCCCGCCCUCCCCAGCCAAGGCAGGACUCAGGGCGGCUUACAAGCAAUAAUAAAAACAAGUUGAAUGAUUACAACUUAAAAACAAAAUUAAAACAUUGAAAUAUUAAAAUAUUAAAAUGUAGCCUCCUCGCAGGAGGAGAAGGAAAAUAAAAAAGAAAGAGAGGGAGGGAAUCAAAUUGGCUCCAAGCCAAAGGCCAGGCGGAACAACUCUGUCUUACAGGCCCUGCGGAAAGAAAAUUUAGUAUUUGUUAAAAAAUUGUAUACAAUCCUGAAUCUGUCAUUCUGGAAGGAGAAAGCCCAUGUUCACAGGAAAUAUGCAACGAUUAAUUCCUGGAGAGCAAGGAACAAAAAUACAGUGGUACCUCGGGUUAAGUACUUAAUUCGUUCCGGAGGUCCGUACUUAACCUGAAACUGUUCUUAAACUGAAGCACCACUUUAGCUAAUGGGGCCUCCUGCUGCCACCGCGCCGCCGGAGCACGAUUUCUGUUCUCACCCUGAAGCAAAGUUCUUAAUGUGAAGCACUAUUUCUGGGUUAGCGGAGUAUAACCUGAAGCGUAUGUAACCUGAAGCAUAUGUAACUCGAGGUACCACUGUAAAUUAAUUAUAAGAAUAUUGGCUUUCGCAUAUAGUAAAAGACCAGCAAAUCAACAAAAAUAUAUAUUAAGUCUUAAACAGUCAGACUUCCAUUCCUAUUCUGCAAUAUUCAGUAUCCUCAUGCCUCUCUAUAUCAAAUUGUAGGAUUAUUAUUAUAAUUAUUAAUUAUUAUUAUUACAUUUAUUGGCUACUUUUUGCCAUGGUAACUCAAAGUGAUUUACAAUAUAUAAACAAACAUAUACAUUCUUCUGGCAUAAAACGGAAAACAAAUAAAAAUCUAAAAGACAAUCCUGUGUUUAAAAGGCAAUAUUAAAACAUCCUACCCACUCAAGGGAAUUCUAAGUUUUAAAGUCUUGCUGGAGACUUAAUUCUCACUGUCAUCCUAUGCCUUACACAGGGUACAACUUAACCAUGUUUUACCUUUAUGGGGCAAAGUUUUAUUUUCUUAACAGUAAAUGGGAAUAGUGGAAAGGAAAAAGAAUCAAGGACCAGAAGGACUAUUCUAUGUCCAUAUGCUCCAGUAUCUUGCUUCCAACAAGCUGCCAUCAUGCAUCCUGUGGCAGUGAAUUCAGCUAACGAACCCCACCAGCAAAAGCCCAUGCAAGGAUUUCUUCUAGCACAAUGGGGCUCCCUUGGCAUCUCCUCCCUCUGUGCCACCACAGAUUGGCUGUGCGAGUGGGGUCAGGAGAACUCACUGAACAGUAUGGCAUGGAAGGACAGGGCAGAUUGCUACAUCAGCCAAGCAGAAAUGGUUGCACCGAUGGACUGAUCUGCUUAGUGCCGUGUUGAAUUCCUCCCAAAAUAUUUAUGUGUAGUCUUAUCUCCUCCAUGUAACGGAUAGGAUUAUGCUGCCAGUUGUGCGAUUUCUACAUGUCCUGUUGUGUCCUGAUCCUGUGUUGUAUUAGUGCUGAUGUGCUGUGUGGAUAGGUUUUUUUGAAAUUUGUUGUAAGAUCUUAAACCACGACUUCAUCACAUAGGAUAUAUGGAGGGGUUCAUUGCUGAGUAAAACAAGAAGCACCUGGCCAAAUCCUAAGCUGUUCAGCCAUACAACUCCUUCAGCUGCCUAUGAGUCAGUAAUUUUUGUCCCACCGUACAUAUGAUUCCACAGAGCCCUUAAGGCAGCUUCCAACUUGUGAAUAAAUUUCUUUAAAAAUAUAAUAGAAAAGGAGAAAAACAUGUUUAGAACACAGACAAGCAAACUAUCUUAAAAGAUCAUCACACUUUAGGUUGUAAGCUAUUUCGGGUGGGGACCUAUUCUGAUGUACUUGAUAAAGCGCCAUACACACUGAUGUUCCCAGGGACGUGGGUGGCGCUGUGAGUUAAACCACAGAGCCUAGGACUUGCCGAUCAGAAGGUUGGCGGUUCGAAUCCCCGCCACGGGGUGAGCUCCCGUUGCUCGGUCCCUGCUCCUGCCAACCUAGCAGUUCGAAAGCACCUCAAAGUGCAAGUAGAUAAAUAGGUACCGCUCCGGCGAGAAGGUAAACAGAGUUUCUGUGCGCUGCUCUGGUUCGCCAGAAGCGGCUUAGUCAUGCUGGCCACAUGACCUUGAAGCUGAAUGCCAGCUCCCUCGGCCAAUAAAGCAAGACGAGCGCGGCAACCCCAGAGUCGGCCACGACUGGACCUAACGGUCAGGGGUCCUUUUUUACACUGAUGUUGCUACACACCUAGAUUACGAUAACAACUAUGAAUUGUCCGUAGGAAGAGCCAAUUCUCAGGUUAAAGUGUGAUAUUUAAAAAUCAGCCACUGCUUUGCUUUUGUUUGCUAAAAAAAGAGUCUUCAUAUCUCUUUUAAAACUUAAGAGAGAUAGCAGGACAAGCUUUGCUGGUUCAGGAGUUCUGUCAUGGGGGUGUUAUUAGUGAAAAGGCCCUGCCAAUCAGGCAAGGAGGCAUUGGGAACCAGCCCCCUUUUAAUCAUUUUGGUGUACAGUUGUACCUUGGAUCUUGAACGCCUUGGCUCCCAAAUAAAUCGGCUCCCGAACGAUCGAAACCUGGAAGUGAGUGUUCUGGUUUUCGAACGUUCUUUUGGAAGCCAAACAUCUGACGGGGCUUCCACAGCUUCUGACUGACUGCAGGAAGUCGCGCUUUGGUUUUCGAACAUUUUGGAAGGCGAAUGGACUUCCAGAAUGAAUUCCGUUUAAUUUCCAAGGUACGACUGUACUUCACAGAAGUGCACUCCCAGGUAACCUGGACCUAAUCUGUUAAGGACUUUAAAGGUUGCAAUUUUUGCAUAAUGCAUCAGGGUCAAGCUAAACGUUACACUUAAUGCUUAGCAUGCAGCUAUGGCAUGUGGGGAGGUAAGGGUUAUUUCUGCGUUCCCCAGCAGUGACCCCUCCUGAAAAUCUCCACCACCUUGCACAUGGCUGCAAGGCUUGGUUUAAAAAGUUCCUGUUGGGAACUUUCCCCCUAAGUAUCAUAAAGAUGACUGAAUGGGAUUUGACCUUGUUUUGAAUAUGUUGGCCUUGUUUUGAAUAGGUGAUCUGCUUGCACGGCAAGUACUAAUAGUGUGCAGAGAAUUUCUGCAUCUUUUAGUUUAGCUAAAUGGCAGCCCUUCAACCAUUGUUGCAUUCCAAUUAUCCCUGACCAAUAGUCACGCUGGCUGGGUCUGAUGUGAGUUGGAGUCCAAGAACAAGAUAUUAGCUACCCAUGGUGGUAUAAUAAUAAUAAUAAUAAUAAUAAUAAUAAUAAUAAUAAUACCUCACCCAUCUGACUGGGUUGCCCCAGCCACCCUGGGCAGUCUAGAACCAUCCUAAUACUUUAUAUAUUUUAUUUUGAAUAUCAUUAAUCCAAUAGUUGUCAAUGCCUCUGUGUCACAACUAACGUCUUUGUAGAUCUGUCAGAGUUAACCAGCAAGUGCGAUAUUAAAGAAUAAUGUAAAUGUUUGUAUGCCAGUUAUGCUAAUAAUGUGCAAGGCUUGCAGAUUCUGUUGUGGGGAAACAUUACUUUUCAAGACAGGUCAAGAUAUACUGGGACUUUAAUAUUUAAAUCAUUCUUACCUUUCAAAUGAAGGACAGCUUAAUACUCUGCGCUUAUAAUGCUGAUCGCAGCAAGUUUCAAGACAAUCAGCAUGUUUAUUACAGGAAAAUUGCUUCAAAAUACAAGUUUGCUUUACAAAUUUCUCAUAUGAGGGUGCAAGAUUGAUAUAGUCCUUUCUCUCUCACAGGUGCUCAAUUAAAAAAUAUGAGCACCUGUGAGAGAGAAAGGGCUACAUCAAUCUCGCACCCUCAUAUGAGAAAUUUGUAAAGCAAACUUGUAUAUUGCAAACUUGUAAUCAGUUUUAGAACAUCGUACAGCAUGCUCAUGGUAUAAAGUGGUGUUGAAGUCAAAUAUUAAUUUAUAAAGAUGAAGGAGGUGGCCAUUUUAUGACACACAAAGGUAUUCUCAUAUGUUUGUGGGGCAGAAACUGGGGAGAGGAGAAAGCGUUCCCUGCAACCAGCCCUCCUUGUUCCCGAGGAGUCCUACCCGCACCCCUGCCUGGGAGCUGCAGCUUUCAGGGCAGAGGCAGGUCCUCUGUGUAAAGACUGUCUGGGUGAAUUUGCUCACACUUUUCAGUACCCCACAAAUCUGAAUACUGAGCUAAAUAUUUAACAAGCAGCCUUACUGCAAAGGCCACCCUACAAGUGAUGCUUUAAAGUGCUUUUUGCAUUUAACAUACAUAUUUUUAAAAAUGCAAGUAUCAUCAGAUGGGGGAGGGCUUAUAAUUAGCAGGAGUAUAACAGACAGGGAGAAUGAAUUUAACUCAAGAGGGGGGAAAUUCCUCUUGAAGCUGUUUGCAUUGGCACCCUUUUGGGAUUUCCUCUCAAUGCAAAUAGCACUUUCAGAAGCAGGGAUUUCUUGCACCCUUCCUGCAGUGCCUGAUUCACCCUAUGUCCAGCUAAUGCUCUUUGCAUUAUUUUCAUUUUCAUUUUUGCAACCUGCAUGUUAACAUCGCAACUUGUUGGGCCCUUAAUACCAGCUUUUGGGCUGAUCAGGUACAAGAUGUCCCUUGCACUGAACCUCUAUGCAUAAUCUAUUACUUUUGUGUACUGGUGUUCAUGUUAUUAAACUGCUCCUCCUUGUGGCCAAAGAUCAUAUAGAAUCCAGAUGAUGAGCUGACUGUUGUUAAUCUUCAGAGCUGUAAAAUCAGUCUCAAUUUUUCCCUUAUUGAAGGAUCUUCUUGUCCUUGGCUUCAGGGAUGACCAUAGGAAGCUAAUAUAAGUAACUGGUCCUAGAUUUCUUAAGCUAAUUGAAAUAUACUCAGAGUCCUGCAGUGAUUUCAUGCUCUUUAUUGCAGCUUGUUAAACAGUGAUUGAAUUUCCCCCCAAACCUCAGGCCUUUAUAUACAUUAUUUACACAAUGAGUCUCAUCUAAUUGGCUGAUUCUGCUUCCCUCCUGGAGCCUGAUUGGUCUUCUCCUGCAAGCCAAUCAGUUGUUGCAUUCUAGGAUCCUACCUGCCUAUUGUUCUAGAAUCCAAGCUUAGUACAUAACACUAAUGUUAAUAAUUUGAAUUUUGCAAAACUCUAUAAGAGAAGCUACUCACUAUUUUAAGAUUUCGGUUGAAGCAACAUGUAUAAUUGCAUUUUUCGGGGGGGGGAAUGAUUUGUUUAUCAUUGCCCUUCUUUGCCUUUUUGUGAUUUAAAAAAAUGAAUUUGGAAGAACAGCUCAGGCAACAAGAUACAUAACUUUCACAAUGCAGGAAAAAGGAAGCACACUUUCAUUUUGUUUAAGUACUACUUUUUUCUAUCUCUUCAAAUGUGGAACGCUUAAAUCAAAUGUUAUUAGGAAGCAUGCUACUUCUCUCAUUAAAUAAUAAAAAGGUAAACUACUCUAUUAUAUGCAGUUUUAGGAACUUAGAAUAUAAUUUUAUAUAGAAGAAUCAAUGAUCUUAAUGAGUAAAGCUUCAGUACCCAUUGAAACAACCAUCAUUUUCUUCUAUUAAUCCAGGUCAGAUUGAUUCAUUAUUUUCAGCUUGUGCUUUGCACCCUUGCAAUGAGCUUACUUCAUUUGAAAGACUACAUUAUCCUGAACAUCAGCUGCAGUUAUGAAAUGAGAUUAGUUGAGUGGAUUAAAAAGAUGAAACAGUAACCUUAAUAAUUUUGCCUGCUGCUGUACUGCUGAAAUGAAGCAACAUAGUUGUGAGUCGGCAUAACUCUACUGAUGUUUCAUGAAUAAAAACCAUGUUCCUUCAUGCCUUUUCAGAUGUUUACAUCAACACAGUGGGGUGGAACUUUGUUCUCCCCUUAUAAUUCAUAAACACAAGGCUGAUGUUUUGUGCAAAGUGACUUUUGUAGCUUCACUCAAGCCAAACAAGUCACUUCAACUUGACACACUCAAUUCAGUGAAUUCUCCCAUUUCCCUGUCAAGAAUUAGAACAAGUUUUGAUGUCCGUGUUAAAUAUCUGGAUAUUUGUCCUCUUGCAACUGAAGAAGACCACUGGUUCCAAUAAGCCAUUUAAUUGGUUGGCUCCAGAGGCGAUUUGCACAAGCAGAAACGUUGGCUUGCCCAAGAGGUGUGUGUAUGUCGUUUCCUCACUCUGUCAGCAGCCCACUGUGCCACAUCCCACACUGUCAGGAUUGACUUUUCGGAAGGCUCUGGCAACUGCAGUUCAGAGGACGGAGUGGGAAAGCCCUGUUCCUUGAACAUAACAUCAUUCACGGUUCUCUGUAUCCAGCCCAUUAAGUAUCACUAACUUUACAAUACACAUACAUUUGUAAAUGCCAGGAUCUGUUUCAGAACAUGUUUCUUCUAAUUUAGAUAUUCAUAGAUGCCAUCAAUUGCCUUGAAGUAAGAGAGCUAUCCAUUAUAUGCCCACAUUGUAUGCUUCAGUCACAGGGAUUAUUUUACCCUCUGUUCUUGAGGAAAUUAUUGCUGCGGUUCAUGUAUGUCUUGACCUAGGAUCUGUGAGCUGUCAGAAAGCAGUAGAAGUAAAUCUAACUCAAGGAGACACCUAAUUGAAAGUCAAAAAUAACAAUAACAUUGUGAAUACUUUACUAGAGAUAGGAUAGUUUCCACCAGUAGGAGCUAGGGACUUUCUUGAAACAGAAACGUAAAGAUUUGUGCCCAGUCCUGUGCAUGGGACUUACUUCAUAGCAUAUGUACAUAGGAUUGUGGCCUUGCUUAUUGCUGGAUAGGAGUAGUGGUUUCUCUUCUAACAUUGAUUUCUAUGUGUUUUGCCAAGGCCUUUAGGGGUACACCCUGGGCAAAAGCAAGUAAGCAUGUGCUACGAUAUACCACCCUCUUUCAAGGAAAAUAUUCUAAAUUGGGCGGGCAGGUGAUUCGUAGUGGAUCUUGUGAUUUGGGAAGCACUAUGGGAGCUUGUAUGAGUCCUUGUUGAACCAAGAACCCAGCAUGUAGUAAACUUGGUUGUGGAGGAUCUAUCUAUCUACCUAUCAAUCAUCUUCCAGCUUGUGCCUCUGAUAUCAUUGUGUUGGCAUUCACUAAGAAGUAAGUAGUUUCCUUAGCUCAAAGAAAUAUAGAAGGGGGCAGGAAGGCCUGAAUAAUAUAGAACAGUGCCUUGUGGCAGUCAGAUUAUUUGUUCAUCUAGUCCAGAAUCAUCUGCUCUGACUGGUGGUGUCUCUGGUACAUGAUCCUUCUAGCUGGAGGUGGCAGGGAUUGAACCUAGGAACUUCUGACAAGAAAGCAAGUACUAUACUAUCACUGAGCUAUAAGCUCUCCAUAGGAAUAAGUCAAAUGAGGUAGCUGGGCUUGAGAACACACUUCAACCCCCGGGAGAAGAAUGAGUUGUAUACAUCAGCCAUCCUUCUCAGAGUAGACUUAUUAAAAUUAAUAUAUGUGACUAACUUAGGUUCAUUACUUUCAGUGGGUCCACUCUGAGUUAGUGGCAUACAACCCCGUUUGUUUGGAGAGGUAUAUCCUGCUGUUGAGUGUAUGUGGUAUAAGAAGCUCUGCUAAUGGGUUGCUUUUUUAGGGUGCUGAUCUUGUCUGUCUUAUGUAUUGAACAGGGAUGUUUGUGUUGUUGCUGUUGUUGUUGUUGUUGCUGUUGUUGUUGUUUUGUUGUUUAGUCGUGUCCGACUCUUCAUGACGCCAUGGACCAGAGCACGCCAGGCACUCCUGUCUUCCACUGACUCCCGCAGUUUGGUCAAACUCAUGCUGGUAGCUUCAAGAACACUGUCCAACCAUCUUGUCCUCUGUCGCUCCUUCUCCUUGUGCCCUCCAUCUUUCCCAACAUCAGGGUCUUUUCCAGGGAGUCUUCUCUUCUCAUGAGGUGGCCAAAGUAUUGGAGCCUCAGCUUCAGGAUCUGUCCUUCCAGUGAGCAUCCACGACUGAUUUCCUUCAGAAUGGGAUGUAGGAGUGCAAAUAUCCAGAGAUGCAGUGAUCAGGUGGGAUUACUAUGAGGAAUUAUAACAGAUAUAGAGUAAGCCAUCUGUGUCAGCAAUGAAAGCAUUGCGUUGACUGGGUUUAAACUAUUUUGAUAUGAUUCUUGAUAACAAUCCCACCUGAUCACUACAUCUCUGGAUAUUUGCACUCCUACAAUGGAUAGGUUUGAUCUUCUUGCAGUCCAUGGGACUCUCAAGAGUCUUCUCCAGCACCAUAAUUCAAAAGCAUCAAUUCUUCGGCGAUCAGCCUUCUUUAUGGCCCAGCUCUCACUUCCAUACAUCACUACUGGGAAAACCAUAGCUUUAACUAUACGGACCUUUGUUGGCAAGGUGAUGUCUCUGCUUUUUAAGAUGCUGUCUAGGUUUGCUGUCUAGGUUUAAGAUGCUGUCUAGGUUGUUGCUAUUUUGCUUAAUUACUGUAGCUUUUGUUUUACCCACCUGUACUGAACAAUGCAUGUUGAAAAUAUUUUGCUUUCCCAGAAUAGUAUCUUUCGGUUCCAUCGGUUCCAUUUAGCUGGUAACUAGAUAUUUGCAGCCCACCCCCACCCCGGUUUUUAAGCCUCAUGCACACAUCAUCCAUUUUUAAUUUGUGGCUAUGGAUUGUAACUGAUGAACUUCUGCCUUGGCACCUUUCCCUCUGGCUCCCCAAGAAUAUGCAAGAUUGGUGUAAAGGUUGUGUUGCUGGUGCAAUGCCAUAAUUCAUGGGAUUGAUCUAGGCCUAGGACUUUAACCUUGCAUAGUGAUUAAGCUAGAACCCUGCAUCAGGAUGAGGCUCCAGAUCCAACAUGUUCUGUCUCUUCUUAGUUCACUAAAGUUGUAGAUGAUGGUGCAACUUGCCUCAGACUCCGUUUUUUAUAUUUAUUGAGGAAAUGAUUAUUGGGUGGGGGAAGAGCUGGACAGCAUGUUUUGGAGUCUACUUUAGUGAUACUCAUUUCACUUCAUUUGUUUAUAGAAAACAGAUGAAAACGUGGAGGUAAUACUGCUGGGUAACAAGUGUGAUAAGGAGACCGAACGUGUCAUUCCAAAAAACAGAGGGAAAAAGGUAAGGCAUUUAUCACAUUGUUUCACCUCUUCUUCUUUUUUAAACAAAAUACAUAAUAUAAACCAGGGGUUGUCAACCUGGUCCCUACCACCAAUUAGUGGGCGUUUCAGGAUUCUAGGUGGGCAGUAGUGGGUUCUACGGUACAAGCUGAACCCUCCUUCCAUCGAGCACUGGUGGGCAGUAAGGAAAUUUUACCAUCAAGAAAGAUGCAUUAGUGGGCGGUAGGUAUAAAAAGGUUGACUACCCCUGAUAUAAACAUAUAAAAUACAAUAUCUGUAUGAAGGGCAGAUUUUUCAAGUGGUAUCUCAAUAUAAGAGUUCCCUUUUAAGAAGAAUGCAUUAUUUGCAUAUUUUGCAUCAGUCUCUUGCAUCUGGAAUACGCAAAUAUUACAGUUUUUACUUGAUCUAUACAAGUAAAUACAGGCCUCCUACAGAAGGUGAGCAAACUGCAUGUUUUUUUGGAACCAUUUGUGGUUAGUCAACUAAAAGCUAUCGUGAUGAAUAUUCAACCAGGGGGCAGUGUUGGCGUAUCACAUUUUCUGGCUUCUAAAUAGUCCAAUGCCUUUUUCAAUUGUAUGGUUAACAGAGUAACUUUGUGUUAAUGGAACAAUCCAUUACCAUUUCUCAUUCCUUUCUAGAUUUUGUUUGAAUUGCUCUUCCAUUCCUUUGUCACAAUAUAGGAAAUAAUUCUGAUUUCUCUCCAUUUGGUGAAAUUUUCCUAGGGAGCAGAACAACCAAUAUUACCUGCUUUCAUCAAGUAGUAUCAUGUAGUAUUUGAAUCAUAGAAUCAUAGAGUUGGAAGAGACCACAAGGGCCAUCAAGUCCAACCCCCUGCCAAGCAGGAAACACCAUCAGAGCAUUCCUGACAUAUGGUUGUCAAGCCUCCGCUUAAAGACCUCCAAAGAAGGAGACUCCACCACACUCCUUGGCAGCAAAUUCCACUGUCGAACAGCUCUUACUGUCAGGAAGUUCUUCGUAAUGUUUAGGUGGAAUCUUUUUUCUUGUAGUUUGGAUCCAUUGCUCCGUGUCCGCUUCUCUGGAGCAGCAGAAAACAACCUUUCUCCCUCCUCUAUGUGACAUCCUUUUAUAUAUUUGAACAUGGCUAUCAUAUCACCCCUUAACCUCCUCUUCUUCAGGCUAAACAUGCCCAGCUCCCUUAGCCGUUCCUCAUAAGGCAUCGUUUCCAGGCCUUUGACCAUUUUGGUUGCCCUCCUCUGGACACGUUUUAUUUGCUUUGCUAAUAAAUUAGUAGCAUUUUGUCAUAUAUAACUGUAAACAUUGAGCAAGCUCACUAUUAUCCUUAGAGCAGGGGUUUUCAACCAGUGUGCCAUGGCAACACUGGCCUCUGUCCCUCUUUCCUUCCCUCCCUCCUCUAAUGCUCUCUUGUGUCUCUGCCUCCCAAAGGCUUGCACAGCUCUUUGUUGCAGCAGCCCUGGCUACAAGCUCCCCAGACAAAUGGCACCUCUGGGGCUGGCCAAGGGGUGCUGGUUGCCAGGAGCUAAGGCAGCCUUGGAGUAAGCAAUCAAGUGGGCGAGGGAGCCAGCUAGCCAGUCCACCAGCCCUUGCUGUUGGAAAUGGACAGACAAGUGGGGUGGCUGAAGAGGCAGGCAGGUGCUGCGCUGGCCUUGCUGUGCCUGCUGUGUGCAAGGCCUGCCUGGGAGUUGAGUGUCUGGUGCUGAAGAGGAGCCAUUCUGCCAUGCAAGCCUGGCAGUGCCCGCUGCUGCCAUUGCUGCCUCCCAAGGUGAGUAAGGUGCUGGCCUCAUGUUCACCUUUGGCCAGUCUCCAUCGGGCCACUAAGGCUGAGGGCAUCCUCUUCCCAGGCCCCUGUGGGGCAGUGUGAGGAGGCACUUCUCUUUGGGGCAGCUUAGCCCUACAGCAUCAGGUGUCUCCAGACCAUUCAGAAGGCCUGACUGUAAUCCUAUGCACCAUUUUAACCAAGAUGUAAGGCAGUGGUUUUCAACCAAUGUGCUGUGGCACCCUGGGAUGCCUUGAAUGAUGGUCAGGGGUGCCGUGGGCAACACUGGCCUCUGUCCCUCUUUCCUUCCCUCCCUCCUCUGAUGCCCUCUUGUGUCUCUGCCUUCCAAAGGCUUGCACAGCUGUUUAUUGCAGCAGCCCUAGCUACAAGCUCCCCAGGCAAAUGGUGCCUCUGAGAGGCAUCUCUCUUUGGGGUGGGGCAGCUCAGAGACCAGUGAGGGCAGCAGCAGGUGCCUGGAAGACUCCCAAGGAGAGGGGAGAGGAGAGGAGGCUGAGGGAACACUCCACAAGGAAGGAUGUUUGAAAAGGGUGAGGGACUGCCAGCUCUGCAGGCAAGGGGUGACAUAACUGGGCUCCUGAGCCCCACAGGGGUACCGCAGAAAGAAUGUAGUUGGUCAAGGGAGCCGUGAACUCAAAAAGGUUGAAAACCUCUUCCUUAGAGGACUCUAAAGAUAGAAUGUAUGAAAAAUCCUUCAUUGGCCUUUGGGAGUGCACAAAUGAACUUUAGUCUUGUCCUGAGCAGUGUGAUUUAAGUCAUUAUUGAAAUCACUAAGCAAAUAGAUAAAUUUUAAUUAUUUGAUUUGAAUCAAAUUUCCCAUACUAAUCGGUUGAUCCAAUUACAAAAAAUAUAUAAUUGCUCAGAUCCUAAGAUAACUUAUCCUAAGAUAAGUUAAGGAAGCUCACAGAGGGGGAAAUCUUUCUAUCUCCACCCACGUGUAGCUCCCUCCCUUUCCACCGUGCCUGCCCACAUGGCACCUGCAAAAAGUAUUGGUAAAUAUUCCCACCGUGUUCAGUGGAAUGUGGACAUGUUCAAUGUAGGAGAGGCUGAGCCAGUGCAAACAGGAUCUGAGCAGGAAUGCAAAGUCUCUCGUGUAUUGUGAUUUUUGGAGGGAAUAUUUACUAAGACUAGGGCACCCGGUUGGAGAUCCCUGCCUUUUGUCUUUAACUUCCCUUUUUGGAACAGUGUUGAAUGUGAACUAAACCAAGAUUGAAACACAUUUCUUUUGAAAAAUCAUCAUAUAAGCUCUAAGUACAGGUUCUAAGAGAACCUUACACAUUCCCUUAAUUAAAAUUAUGAGAUGUUCUGACAUAUGUUGUGUGGGUGGUAGAAAUACUAAAGGCUAGACAAAUGUGCUAUUUUUCAGUCAGAAACGCCUAGGCAACAUUUUCCAGCUUUAAAACUCAUGCCUUUAUGUAGUUAUCCAUUUCAAUUUAUGUCCUGCCUGUUUUCUGUUUGUAUUGUUGUUUGUUUGAAUAUGAUAGUUGCAUCUUUAUUAACCUUUAUGUGGCACUUUAUACGGGGAAGCUUUGAAAUCCUGUUUGCCUUUACAGAAACCUUACCAUUUUUAUUACUAUUUGUAACAUCCCACCCCCCUUUUUUUAUAUAGCUGUUUUAUUUAUUUGGACCAUUUUGUCCCUGCUCUUCAGCUCCAAAUGCUUCUGAAGAGUAGCUGACAGUAAAAAUAGAAAUAUAUAAAAAACUAGAUACCGUAUUAGGUAAAGGUAAAGGGACCCCUGACCAUUAGGUCCAGUCAUGACCAACUCUGGGGUUGCGGCGCUCAUCUCGCUUUAUUGGCCGAGGGAGCUGGCGUACAGCUUCCGGGUCAUGUGGCCAGCAUGGCUAAGCUGCUUCUGGCGAACCAGAGCAGCACACGGAAACGCCGUUUACCUUCCCGCCAGAGCGGUACCUAUUUAUCUACUUGCACUUUGACAUGCUUUCGAACUGCUAGGCUGGCAGGAGCUGGGACUGAGCAACGGGAGCUCACCCCAUCGCGGGGAUUUAAACCGCCAACCUUCUGAUCAGCAAGUCCAAGGCUCUGUGGUUUAACCCACAGCGCCACCCGUGUACAGUAUAGAACAUUAAAAGGAGCAGAACAUUAAAAUAGGAGUUUCAUACUUUCUUAGCUCUGGUUUUAUUCUGUAUUUUAAAAGGUAUUAAGCCAAACAUCUAAAUAAAUACAAUUUAUUUCCUUGGCACUGGAAGGGGAUGGCACCAACAGGUGAGCCUCUCUGGGGGAGAGUGUUCUAAUGAUGGAGUGCUACACCAAAAAGUGUUGGAUAUCCUCAUCCUUCUCUCUUCUUCAAAUACAGAUGACCCUCAGAGAAUAGCCUCAGAAAAGGAUCUGGGCUUGUAUUCAGUGAAGUCGACCCAUUUAUGCAAGGACUUCUGCUUGCACAAUGGAAUCUGUCCUUCUGCUCUCCUCUUCCUGAGCUGGCCCCACCCCCCAUCACCACCACAAAAAAGUCCGCUCUGGAUGGAUAAGGGAACCCCCAGAACAGGUUGGUGGAGCACGGCAGGAGGAAAAGAAUUAUAAGUUGCAUUGCACAAGUGGAAGUCCUUGCAGAAAUGGGACCACUUUGUUGGGUACAACCCCGUGUGCUUUCAGGUGUUUACUGAGAUAAACAAAUAAUGGUCUUCAUAUUAGUGCUUUGCUGUGUUUUCAAUUAGAUUAUUCAGUUUUAAAAUGUUUAAUUGACUUAAAGGGUGCCCAUGCUUAUUCAGGCAGCAAUUAUUUGUUUAAAAGUUUCUUUCAACUACUACUGCUGCUGCUGCUACUUAUUACUAUUAUUAUUAAAUCAUGUUAUAGCCUGUCCUUCUUCCCAAAGGACCCCGGGGGGCUUUCUUACCAUAUGACCACUGUUUCUAGAUUGGGAGCACCAUUUUAACAGGCACUUCAUGCCCCCUUUCCUUGGUUUAGGAAGGAAUGCCUUUAACUGAGCAGUGGGGGACCUUCUUUCCACAAAGAACUGCAUUUCCUCAAGGGUAAUGUUUGAGCUUGGGUGGGUCCAGAAUCACACCCUGCAACCUUCAUUCUCUGAAGAUCACCACACACACAUGCACACUCACACACACAUACACACCUCUUUCCCCCCCCAACAAACAUGCUCCUUGACUAUGGCCCAUCAAAAGCCGCCAACUCAAGGCAUCCUAAGUUCUAGCACAAAGGGGGGGGGCAAGGAAGCUGGUUUAUUUGGAGCGACCCCAAAGUCCCUUGAGCAGCUUAAAGCAGCACCUCCCCAUCUUUUCCUCUCACGUUUCCCAACAGAAGGGCAGGGGAGUAGCUGCUUCAUUGCUUUUGGAGAACCAGCUCCACACAAAACAAGCUUCCCUCACUCUUCAGCUUCCAUUUAUUUGCCAGUUAACUGACAAAAAAUAAAAACACUUGCAAUUCUUAUUAUUUUUAAUUAACCAGGUUGAAGACCUAUGUGAGAUUUUUCAGGGACACAUCUUUAUAAGCCUCUUUUUUACCGCAAGAACACACAUUUUUCACCUCAGAUUUUCAUGCUAACCGUCCCAAAAUUUUGGUAGUUAGGAUUCAAGCCUUUGUUUUGGAUGGGAUUCUAAAAAUCUUCCUAAUGUGAUUCAUUAAAUUAUUUAUUUCCCCAUGGCUUACUUCUAUUGGCACGAAUAAUUCAAUCCUUUUCAUUUGUUCCUGUAAUCAACUAUAGAAACCAGUAAUUACAGGUGCUCAAAAUAGCUAUAAAUUGUAUGCCUCCCUCCCUCCCCCACUAGCCUAGAAGAAAGACAUUUUCUAGGGAGCUACACUCAUUUCAGGAGAAAUUAUUAGAUUUGCUAUUCAAAAAGGCAUGCAUGCCCUUUUCUUUCUCAAUUUAUUUGACCUUUCUUUUCUCCUUUGUAAGAUCUCCAUGGGGAUCAUAAGGCCAAACAUGUUUGAAAAGCAUGUCUGAGAAAUGUCACUGCAAAAAUGUUUUUAAAGCUUUGUAGAGUCCAUACAUUGGUGAUAUUUUACGUUUGAAACAAGUAUAACCUAAGAUUAGAAUGAAAUUAUUGUUGUAUAGUAGAAAUAUGUUGUUGUUGUUGUUGUCAUGGUCAUCAUCGUUGAUUUAUUGCCUUCUAAACGACUGUCUCAAGGCAAUUCACACAUUAAAACAGUUGAAAACCCCAAAACAACAAAUACAUUUAAAACAAGACUGAAAGCAUAACAAUGUAGACACUUGUGGUUAAGACCCAUUUAUGUUGUGUUGAGGGGAAUAAAUAAAUGGGGAGUGGGGGAACCCACUGUUUCCCAUUCUCCAUUUAUUUAUUUACUUUCUCCACCUGUACACCUAACAGAUUUUCCACACGUACCAACCUUUGUGAAGGUAGCAUGAAGACUCUGACAGCAUCCCAGAGCCGAGAGUGUCUGCUGUCUGUGCAGUCUUUGAGAAUGACAAUGCAUGGGUCAUAUUGGUUUGAACCCAGCUAAAUAAGGAGACUUACUGUAGGUUAAAUCUUGCUGUAGGUUAUUAUUAUCCAAUAAUAAUGGGGGGGAGCAGAGGGGAGAGAGAAUAGAUGAUGUCUAUGGAUAUACGUAAAAGCAAACCCCCAUUUAGGUGGGCUUAUGUUCCGAGGCACCAUGCAUAUAUUUGAGAUACAACUGAAAACCCCCACCAUAUCCCUUUUUGUGACAUUUUUUAUUCACCUCUGGGUUCGGCGCAAUGCGCAUGUGCAUAGUCAUGCACAUAUUGAACACGGUUAAUGGGGGGGGUUCCUGUAUAUUCAUUCCCAACCCUAAACAGACUGUGAAAUGAGGUCUGUUGAUUUCAUUCUGUGACAGAGUUUGUAACAGGGAUGGUGCAAGCCUCUUUUCAAAUUGAGUUUGCUAUGAAUUGCACUUUCCAGGCAUUAGUAGUGUUUGAAUUCAGACUCAUGUUCCUUUUUUCCCCCAGCUUGCUUGGGAAUAUGGAAUACCCUUUUUUGAGACCAGUGCUAAGGACAAUAUUAACAUUGAAGAUGCCUUUUUAGUGCUAGCUAAAGAAAUAUUGAACAAGGUAAGCUCACUGCAACAACUUUUUUUUUCUUAGACCGAAUCUUGUAAAUUAGAUGGCCCAGAAAUACAAAUUCAUUCCUGCUCUGUGAAUAUAUUUAGCUUACUAAUUGUUGUCUUUACCUUAACAAACAAUGAUGUUUUGAAGAAAGAAAAUACAUGUGAUAGAAAGGGAAAGUUUAAACAUACGGAUCUACUGACUAUGUACCUCCAUCCACCUACUAACCUAUAAGUUUGGGAUCAGAAAUCUCCAGAUGUUGUUGGCUAGGAUCUGGCUCCUGUAGAGACAGACUGGGGCCUUCUUAAAGGGAUAGACACAGAGGCCAUUCUGCCUGAGGAUCCUCACUUUAAGGUUUCUGAUCAUGUUAACUCAGUCUACAGUCUCAUCCAGUCCAAAAACAAUGACCACUUCAGACCCAUCCAAUCUCCCCAAUAGUUUACCUAAAAUCUACUUUCCACCCUACCCACCAUGAUACACCAGUUCCUCUGUCCACAAAUCUAUGGUGUGACCACAUUUGGAAUACGAUGUACAGUUCUGGUCUCCUCACCUCAAAAAGGGUACUCCACAUAAAAAAUAAAUUAUAAUAUGAAACAGCAACAUAUCUGCUACCACCUGGGACUGAUGAAGAGCUAUUGGAGCUUUCGAGCUUAAAUUGUCCAGAGGCAACCGUUGGGGAGGAAGAUUGGCUUGCUGGAGAAAGAGCAGAGGAUUAGGGGACAACCAAGUCUUUGGUCUUCUAUAGCCUCUUCCCCUACCAACAGUGAAGGAUAGGGGGCUUUGCCAAGAGGUUUUCCCUGCUAUUCCAGUCAUCUAGUGAGAAGAUGUAUAACAAGUGCACUCGAGGUAACCCUAGGGGGUUGUAAGAAGCGGCUGGCAAGAGGCCCACUGGAUCUGUUGCUCCCCAAGCUACUGUCAUGAGUGUCAUGAGGCUCAGAAACUGAAGAGACCCUGUCACCAACUCAUUAAGUGUAGAGAGACCUUGGCGAGUGGACACCACCAAAGAGCAAGGCAAGCCAGAAGUCAUUCUGAUGGACUUGCGAAACCUACUCUCCAAGCUGAAAACACAACUGAAUUCCACUGUGGUCAGCAUUCAUCCCAUGUUUGUCAUAUAGCAGGAAUGCAGAGCCUGUGGUCUCCAUAUGUUGUUGGACUGCAGCUCCCAUCAUCCCUGAUCACUGGCCACGCAAGUUAGGGCUGAUGGGAGCUGACGUUUAAGGAAAGAAGCCAGGAUCAGAAAUCAUACUUUGAAGUUGACUUGUUUCCCUAAACUACAGUUUGUCUGAGCUCAGAUGUAGCAAUAAACCCAUUAGUUUAAAUUGGAAGUGAAAGCUCCUAUUUUUUUUGUCAGGAGGGGAUGGAGAGCUGAUGAGCCCAAGCUUUGUUCAUGUAACACUAAACUAUAAGUUAGCAUUAUGCCCAAAGGUGGCCAUAGUGUCCACAAAAGCUGGCCGUUCUUUGUGUCUCAUGGAAAACACUGUUAAUUUGAAAGUGUGGCUUCUGUUGUUAGGAAGAGCUGAACUACCUUGAAUGGGUAUGUUUUUAUACGGGAAAUUGAAAAUAAAUGAAAAACGGAGUAACUGAACUAUGCAUUUCUAUGACUUUCAGGAAUACUGUCCACCCCCGUCCUAAGUAUACGUUUAAGAAAUUUGUGUCAUGCACAUUCUCUUACAUAAUAUGUGUUUUGACAGCAUCUAGAAUCCUGAAUUGGCUUCAGCAUCUGGGAAAGAUACUGAGCUGUCUGACUCAUCUCACAUACUUUCGCAUUGUCAGGAGACUGAGUCUUGUUGUUCUGACAUUGAAGUGCUAUUGGUGAAUUAAAUUCCUUAACCUUAGCGUAAUGCAUUUUGAUAUUGUUUCUAUUUUUAAAAAAGAAAGACUACAGUGAGAGAAAUCUAGGAAUUCCAGAUUGCAGUCAAUUCCGAACAGACAGCACUACUUCAUACAGUAUAUAAUUUGUGUAUGAAUUCACUGAUGCACAAUGCAGUGAUGGUCACUAGCUUAGAAGUCUUCAAAGGGGGAUUAGGCAAAAUCAUGGAUGAUAAGUCUAUCAGUGGCUGCUAGCCAUAAUUGCUAUAUGAAAUCUUCAUGUUCAGAGACAGCAUGCCACUCAGCAUUAGUUCCUGGGAAACAAAUAGCAAGAGAACCAGAUUGUCUUCAAGUUCUGCCCAAAGGCAUUUGCCUAGUCAUAUAGGGAACAGCAUGCUGAUCCAACAGGCUUUUAGUCUUGAGGGUAGCACUGGACUGCAGCACGUGGACAACAGUCAUCAGGCUAUCCUGAUCCACAGCCUUUCAGGGUUGCUGUAAAGAUGUAAUUAUGUGCUUAUCCACUGCUAAAGAAGGUAGCUGAGCUCUGGUCAACCACACGUAUACCAGGAAGUCAGAAUAGCCCAAGCCCCACUGGCCAUGAACACGGAUGGACUAGCACAGGCCUGCCUGAACUGGCAGGAACCUUGUUUGUUUUUUUUACAACCAGUAGAGCAUGAGACUUUUAAUCCCAGGGCUGUGAGUUUGAGCCCACAUUGGGCAAAAGAUUCCUGCAUUGCACAAGAUGACCCUUGUGAUCCCAUCCAACUCUACAAUUCUGUGAUUCUAUGAAUGGCCACUCUACUAUGGAAUGCUGCUUUUAAAGUCAUAUUUAUUAAUGAUUAUUAAUGUUAUUCAUAACUGUUUCAAUUAGUAUACUCCUUAUUAUCGCAAAGGUAUUUGUAAUGCUAACUUUGUUCACACUGGAUUAAAUUCUGAUAUUCUUUUCCCUCAGAAUUCCUGUGCAUCCCUUGACUUAGAUGUAGUGGACCUAUAUGAAAAAACACGAAAGAGAAGUUGCUGCAAGCUGUGAUGAGCAGUUUUGUAUUCUUUCUGAUCACGUUAUCUAUUUUGUACAUACCAACACUUGAACUUUAAUAUUUUGUUCUCCCUUCAAUGAUAUACAAAAUACCCAAUUGUUACUGGUAUUGACAAAGCAACAGCACUGCCUGUCCACUAACAUUUUAUUUAACUGCCUGUUACAAAUGUUCAAAAUAAACAAAACUAUUAUUUGCACAGGAGGACUGUAAAGUAUUAUGCAAAUACAAGCAUAAGAAGUAUCUUUGUGAAAGUGUUGGUUGUUUAUACAGGAAAUUUAUGAAGUAGAAAGGUGGACGCAGUGGGGUGAAACUCAGCUGAAAAGAUCUAGUUACAGGUAGGUAGCCAUGUUGGUCUGCUGUUGUCGAAACAAAAUUUUAAAAAUCCUUCCAGCAGCACCUUAGAGACCAACUAAGUUUUUUCUUGGUAUGAGC
Podarcis lilfordi (Lilford's wall lizard) is the source of this 36306-nucleotide messenger RNA. The record is from the annotation of a GenBank genome assembly. NCBI's taxonomy places the organism in Eukaryota, Metazoa, Chordata, Lepidosauria, Squamata, Lacertidae.